AUGGCGUGGAACCCCCACGGGAGGCUGGAAAAGUCCUUCAAUUUGCACCUGGGAUUCCGGCCAGAUCCCCCUCUAUCCCUUGACUUAGUCAACGCUACCUCAGACUCGCUAGAGCUAAAAUUAGACGUAGAGGAGGACAUCGAGGCGCUGCCAGCCGUCUUGUUUAUCAUGUAUAGGAAGGUGGACAGCGACCAGUGGGAAGAGCUUGAAACUAACGUCAAUAAUGGUAAAUAUUAA
Messenger RNA from Acanthoscelides obtectus, 237 nucleotides. The record is from the annotation of a GenBank genome assembly. Lineage: Eukaryota; Metazoa; Arthropoda; Insecta; Coleoptera; Chrysomelidae.